This is a messenger RNA of Toxotes jaculatrix (banded archerfish), 2238 nucleotides long. RefSeq names its product bri3 binding protein (gene bri3bp). The transcript has 3 exons. Gene Ontology annotation, cellular component: mitochondrion. Bases 152 to 853 code for a protein of 233 amino acids. NCBI's taxonomy places the organism in Eukaryota, Metazoa, Chordata, Actinopteri, Toxotidae. The record is from RefSeq and is a predicted model, not a curated record.
AACACGGGUUAUCGCCACCAUCACAAGCCAGUGUCUCAGUCAUCCUCCACCAAGGUGUCACUUUAGGCAGCUAAAUACCUGUUUUGUUCUGCGUUUGGUUGAACCAUUUUGAUACACAUUCCCGCUCGAUAUCUCGGGGGCUUUUGGUGCCAUGAAGAGAAUCAGGUUUUUCGUGGUUUUCUUGGUGCUUUCCGCGUCUUUGCUGUGCACAUCCGAAGCGGGCAGGAGCAGGACCAGCAACCAGAACAGCUUCCGACGGGCAGCUAACGGCAUCUACCAGACUUUGAGCAGCGUUUUCGGGGAGGACAACAUAAGAGGGUUAUACAAGUUUUUCUCCAAAACAACAGAGCGGUUUGUCCAUGGAGUGGACUCUUUCCUGGAUACCAUCUGGAAGAUCUGGUCAGAUCUGCUGGAUGUGAUGGGCAUUGACUCCUCAAACCUCAGCCACUACUUCAGCCCCACAUCUCUCACCAACUCUCCAGCACGUGCCCUGCUCCUGGUUGCCGCCGUACUUUUGGCCUACUGGUUCCUCUCCAUGUUCCUGGGGGGUUUCUUCUACCUUCUGCACGCUGUGUUUGGCCGUUUCUUCUGGCUAGUUCGCGUCACGCUCUUCGCCCUGUCCUGCCUCUACAUCCUGCAGAAAUUCGAGGGCGACCCAGAGCGUGCGGUGCUCCCGCUGUGCUUCAUCAUGGCUGUGUACUUCAUGACGGGGCCUGUGGGAGCGUACUGGCGUCGGGGGGGCGGGGCAGGUUCACUGGAAGAGAAAAUUGACCACUUGGACACUCAGAUUAGGCUGCUUAACAUCAGGCUGAGUCGUGUUAUAGACAGCCUGGAACGCACUGGGGAUCAGUAGACUUAAGUGGCAGCGAGGAUGAGGGGGAGGGAGGGGAUAUUGUAGGAAUGGCUGCAUUUGAUGUCAGAAUGGUGUUUCCUGCGCACAUCUGAAGCAACACAACUACUGCGUACUUACAACUCUAUUGUCUGUUGGGGGACAAAACUAGAUUUGAAAACAGUAUUUUAAUGGCUUGAGUUGAUUUUAGUUACAAGAUACCUAAAAAUCCUCAGAGGUGUGGACGGUUAACUUGGAGCUCACACAAAUCAACCAAACAACAAGUUUCCUUUUAUAUCUGUCUCAAGGCUUUGAAAGAUUUUUUGCUGCAUCUGUAAGGAGAUUAUCAGAGAGAUGUCCAUGGUUUUCUGAAUGCUGGUCUAAUUCUAAAACCUCAGCUACUUUUGAGAAACUCCUGUGUUGGGGUCUGAAGUUUUGGUGUUUGGAUAAGCAUUGUCAACGCUUGUGCUAAAUGAAUAAUCAUAUUUUAUGUAUGUUUAUUUUUAUCCUUUGUGAAUAACCUGGUGGUUGCUAUUCUUACACAGGUUCAUCCACACACAUAUUUUUCCUCUUUUUGAAAUACUGAAGUAGGAGAGGGGUAGGGUGUAUGAUGCAAGGGACAGAUACAAACACUGUAUUUCUAAUAUGUAAAAAUCCUUAAGGUUGGAUUGUUGUCCAUUUGUAAGGUUUAUUUAUUCCAUUUCCAUCCAGAAUGUUGAAAUUAUGUAGAUCUAGUUUGUUUCAUUAAGUCAUUGUUCCAUGGUAACAGUAGUUUGACAUCAGGACCUCCUUUUCUGGUGUGAUUGUGUGUGUGAAUGGGUGUAUGAGCAAAUGCCUUUUGGUGAACUACUCAAAUGUGUGUGCAAAUGCAUUUGUGUGUGUGUGUGUGUGUCAAGCUUGUGAAAUGGAAAAGCACUGUAUUAAAAAGUCACCAUCAGAUUGGGAGAAAAUGCAAACAGCAAUAUCUCAGGGACUCAACCAACAGAUUGAAUUGGAAUUGAGAUAUUAAGUAUAUUAAAAUCAUGUCUUGGUCUCUUUGAGUCACUUGACAGUUUUGCAGAUGUGCUCUCAAAUCUGUCACAGAAUCUUACAACACUUGUGUUUUUGCAUCAUAUUGAAAUUGCAAAGUUUGAUUCAUAUCUGAUGUCAAAGCCAAAUCCAGUUUUUCACUUAUAAAUUCAGCACUAGUAUAGAAUUACUGUACGGAUUUGAACCGUAACUUGUGGUUCUAAAGUUUAAAUUGGGAAAUAGCAUUUUUGAUAUUGAAAUGUGUGAAUGCACAAGCAGAUUAUCUACAGAAGUGGUCUAGACGAAAUUACUGAGGUCGUUUUGAGUCCCAUCACACUGACUUGAAGUCUGUCUCAUCUUGUAGGACUGGAUUUUUUGUCGGGUAUAAAAGGGAUCAGUUA